AUAAGUAAUAUAUGUAUAAUUUAGACAACCCUGGCGAAGAAUGAGGCUCCAAGACCGACAAAGGCACGAAAAUGACCCAUUUCGCCCUGACCUCCCACUCGGUGUAUAACUAUCCCACCGAAAACAAAUCAAGACAAAUUAAUUAGCACGAAAUAGCUCAAAAUUGACCUCCUUGCACUCUCAUAAUAUGAUAAAAUACAAUUUCCAAAAGCAUAUAUGGGGCAAAGGAAACAAUAAGAUGAAAGAACAUUUUCCUCAACUUGUCCAGUUGUCCACCUGACCUCAUGCUACAAGAGAAAAAGAGGGGAAAAAGAAAGGAAAUUAGGCCCCCUUGGCGAACAAAGAGUAAUAAGUCCAACGACAACAUGAAUAUGCAUGCCCUCUUCUUCCUCUCAUGUCUCAACUAGUUCAUGACGCCACCUUCAACUAUAAGAGUGUGGUUCCCAUGCGCCCGAGAACAAUUUAAUUCGUGGGUAGUGAAAUUAUAGUUGUAUCAUACAGAUUAAUAAUCUAACCUGAAAUUCGUUACAAAUUUAUGUAUAAUUGACGGGUUCAGUUUAAAUAAUGAGAAAAUUAUGUACACUCAUUAUAACCUACAAUAUUCGGGUUUGGGAUUUUCACAUACACAUUAAAUAAAUUUUGGUUCGGAUUUUACCCACCCAAUUAGGUCGGAUUCGUGCAGAUAUCCACAAGUAUGGUUAUUUUUGUCAUUCCUAUCUCCAAGACAAACUUUGUGUAUGUUCUUUUCCUAAUAAUCGCUUAGGCAGUGGCGUAGUCAGAAAUUUGACUUAGAUGGGUAAAAUCAAUUUAUUGUUGUUGUAUAAAUUGUCUAUAAUGUGUUUCCAUAUUAUGAAAAGUAUAUAAAAUACAUUAGUUAUUCAAAGUAUCAAGGAUAUCAUUCUCAACGUAACCUACCCAAAAAUCGUUCUUGAUUUUAUCACUAAUCUGAUUUUGAAGUGUGUUCUUUACCUAGUUCAUUAGAGGAUAUAAUCCUUCAACACUUACAGUGAUGUCAUAUAGCAACACCAAUUUAAAAGUCUCUAGACCAAUGAUCAAUGACGUGUUUCCAUAAUGAUCAACAUUAACAUAAAAAUAUAUUAUUAAUUUUUUAUAAUGAUGAAUGAUGUGUUUACUUAUUCUGAAAAAUAUCUAAAUUAUAUUAAUCAUCCAUAUUAUCGAGAAUUUCACUCUCAAUAUACCCCACUAAAAAAACUGUUCAUAAUUUCACCACUUGUCUAACGCAGAAAUUAAAAAUGUCAUCGUCACAAAAUUUAUUGUAGAAAAUGAUCUUUUAACACUUGCAAUUACACAGAUAAGCUAGCAACAACAAAAACUUACACUAAUAAAAACACUCGAUAUUUUAUUUUACACAACCAUUUCCCAAAAAUAUUCAGCAAGUAUCUUUAAUCCUGCAAACCUCUCUGCUCUCUUCAUUUCAAAUAUAAAAGCAUUUAAUUAAUGAAUGUCAAGAUGUAGGAUAGAACCUUUAGAGAACUUGUUAGAAUACGAUGUAGCAAGUUUUAACAACCUUUUCUUGUCAAAAGUUAACAAAUGAAUCUUAUGGAUUUAAACAUGCCACACAACAUAACAAUUUCGUGUUAGCCUCAUUGAAGAUACAAGUAAGCACUUGUAACUACAUAUCCAAAACUAUUAUACAUAAAACAUUUAGUGGCAUGUAACUUAGUGGUUGAAAAUUAUGGCCUUUUACAAGGAGGUCACUCAUCUGAAUCUCGCUUCCAAGUAAACACGAGUAACAUAUUUUUUUCAUAUGCAUUUCAAAUUUCAGGUUGGUGCCCGAUAUACCUAGGGGCCGGCAACUCAUUCUCUCGCCUAAGAAGGUAUGCUAGUUAUUUGACCUCCUUCCACACCUUUCAGUCCCCCUCAAAACGUCGUGCGAGAUCGAUUUUGAUAAACUACCAGGCAUGAUAUCUUACAAUUUCGAAUCACUUCUCGCUCUAAAUUUCAACUUUUCACUGUUGAUUCGAAGAACAUAUAAUGACAUACAUGCAUAUAUGUGCUGGUACUAUGGCUAGCUAGUGAUCCAUUAAUGUGAACUCCACUAGACAAAUGGGGGGAAGCAAAAAAAAAAAAAAAAAAAAAACAUGAGUAUGUCUGGCCACUUCAAACCCCAACUGAAUGGAAGCAGGAAUGCACAAAUGGCAAUGUUGUGGCCUCAAUGUAAUGGUAUAAGCAACAACAAGUGCCCGUCGACAUGGGUUGAAAGGGAAGGAAUUGGUUUCUCACUGGAGAAAUUUGGCUUUAGCAAUGGCAAGGGGAGCAAGGGAGAGUAUCAGGUGGAUUUGUGUCAAAUUAAAGUUGUGCUUCUGUCAUUCUGGUAAAAAAAAAAAAAACAAAUUUAGCUAGUAGGAAGACCUGAUAAGACAAAUCAUCAAAUGGGUAAAUAUGGUAGUGGAGUGGUAGCUAGGGAUGGAAGAGGAGAAAUGAUGUGUCCCGCAAACGCUAUAAUGUGUUGGAAUUUCUGAAACAGUUUUGAUAGCAAGGCAUCAAUGAUAAAGCCACUCUUGUUCUUUCCUUGUUUUUUGUUUUGUUCAAUCUUUAAUUUGGUUCUCAUUUACUGGCCAUACACAGUAGUUUCAGAGGAUACGUGUAUCUGUUUGUGUCUUCAAGCUUUGUAAGUGGUUAAGCUUUGUAAGUUCAUUCACUCACUUACUUAUUUAGUUGAAAAAUAAUUAUUCACAAAAAUUGUUUAAGUAAGAGACUUACAUAAGCUUUACAUAAUAUCUUAAUUAUUACAAAAGACUUAAGUAACACGUUUGUUUGAUUGAUACAUAAAAAAUAACCAUUUAUUCAACCAUCAUAAGUUUUACAGAGUGAAUUUUAAUAACUGGUAUAGAAUGGUGUUACAUAAUUUUUCGUAAUGUGUGGUCUAAUAAUAACAUCAAGUAAUAUCUCAAAUUUUAUUUAAUAAUAAGUUUAAAAAAGUAUAACUUUUGAUUAAAUUUUUAUGUAAAAAAGGGCUUAUAAAACAUUUGUGUAAUGCAAAUUUAUAAGAUCAUCAACAAUUUAGUUAUUAAGUUAGUCAUUUUUAUUCAAACUAAAAUCAUGCAUGAAAGACUUAUUCGAUUUGUUUGUUUAAUUGAUGCAUAAGAAAUUAUCAUCUCUCCAUAAAGUUGUGUAUUGUCUUAGUCAUUAAGAGUUAUGUUGUAUUUUUUGUUUAAUUGAUAACUAAAAAUAACUACCCUUCAGUAAGAUUUGCGUAAUAAUGUAUUUAUUUAUGCAAUUGUAACAAUUGUAGUGUGAUAUAAUAAUAAAAUCAAGUUAUGAAAAUUACCACAUUUAAUUAAACUGCAAUGAAAAUGUUAACUUACCUUACAAAACUUUUGCAUAAUGUAAAUUAAGAAGAUGAUGAACAUUAUAGAUAGUUACAUAUAAUGUUUACGUAAUAUAUUCAUAAUAAAUUAAUCUUACCUAUUGUGAAAUGAAAAAAUACUGAGAUAGUUGUCUAAAGAUUAAAUAUCCCUUAUAAUGAAACUAGCUAGGUACAAGAGAUGCACGACAAAAAAUUACAUAAACAACUAACAGUAACUCGACUUGACUCGACCUGAUCCAAUCAGAUUUGAGGUUCGGCAAUGGAAUCCCUUCGUGGCUCAAACAAAAGUUCAACUUCAAUUCAUCUAUAGAAUCUUGAGGUACACACCCAAAAGGGCCAACCAUUAUAGAAAUUGAUGUACGUACGUACAAAACUCCAACCAAAUUUUUUAUUACACUUGUGGGCUUUCAAUUUCAAUAUCUAGAUUGGGCAGGAACUGUAGAUGUACCAGGCAGGAGGUCAAUAAUAGACUUUUGCUGCAUAUCGUGUAGACAUAUAUGCUAACUUUGGUUUCUCAGACAUCAAGAGAACAAAAUACUGCAUCAAGAUCAUUACUACAAACUGAACAAUGACUAUGAACAACCGUUUAAAACGAUUUUACGAUUCACCAAAACACUUCUACGUAGAAAUGCGCUCUUUUGACUACAUUGCUAAAGAGUUUCUUGAAAUUGUAUAUUAUUAUCGUCUGACCUUCUCAAUCAUACAUACAAAUGAGACUCCAACGUCUUAAUGUACACGAUUUUUUUUUUUUUUCCUUCCUUUUAACCCUAACAUUCCUCUCAUCUUUAUCUUUUAGGGUUUAUGUGUAUCAGUCAUGAGUUCUUGGAAAAGUUCACUGCAGACAACAACCUAUUUGUUUUUCACAUAAACUUGACUAUAUUCUCAGCUCAGCUUCUGUCUUCCUUUAACCAAAAGCAAAAGGCAGCAAAGCAAAUCAAACACACAAUCAAGCUGUGUCGUCGUCUCUGUUCUUCUUAGCUUUCUUCUCCUAUUUGCACAUUUGGUUCAACUCUAUUCAUCAAAUCAAAGAGCCCAUGCAUGACGACCUAAAAAGGCCCUUCAAUUAUUUGGAAAAAAUGCACGUUACAUAUUCACCGCAAAAGCCCAAAAGGGUCUGCAAUUUCUUCAGUCAACAGAUUAAAGAUCCUCCUCCGGCCCAUCUCUUUUUCUCCCUGCAAUCUAAUUGGCCAUAUGGCUGGCUUGUUCAUCAGAAUCUCUACCUCUCUCGAUCGUGGAGGGAAAAUGAAAAACAGUACUGCUGGCUUUGCAGCUCAUCAUCAACUUUAAUUUAUAGAGCAUGAUGAGCUUUCUUUCUUGCUUUCUCUCUUUAGCUUCCUUUCUAGAUGGAGAAAUAAUUACGACUCCUUUCUCAUUCAACCAAUAAAUUAAAUUAGCGUCACUGAAAAGUUUGCCAAGAGAAAUGGACGAUAGAUAUUCUUACGGCAAACGCAUGCAUGAUUUGGACGUUCAACGUGCAUCCGUGCGGGAGAACUAUGCCGUAAUAAGGAGAGGUCCAUAUAAUUAUUGAUUGGAAAGAUUUCAAUCAAUUUGAUGACUUAAGAAGAAACAACAUUCAACGAUGACAUAGCCAAGAUCCCGAUCUAUGUAGGUUCUCUCCUUACCGCGAAAGUUUAUUGGGCACUGAAUAUAAGAUAUUUUGAUGACAAUACAAACACAUUAAGUCAGUCAUAAAAAUAUAUCACAUCAAAGGACAAUUCAUUUACUUGUACUUAUUUUACUUAUUUGAUGGCCCGAAUUAUAAUUUUUCAUGUCAUUUAAAGAGAGAAAAAAUGCUCUUUUGCUCGGCAAACUGUUAUGUACGUAAGAAUUGGCCCUAAAAUUCAAUACUAACUUAACUAUACCUGACUUGUAACCUAAGAAAUACGAAUCGAACUAAUGCGCAAACUGAUUGAUCCCAGUUCGAACCCGUCCGAUUGACGUUCCAAGUCCAAGUUUCCAUUUAUUUGUGAGGGAAUGAAGCAUAGUGGGAUAGAUUUGGGCCGAGGUGAUGGACACGUGGUAGCAGAGAGGUAUGUCGGGCAUGUGAUCCUGACAAAGAUUAGGCCGGCCCAUCCAUAAAGAAUAUGGGCUCACUUGCGAAAUGGUUUCUGGACAAAUUGCGGAAGCCCAUUUGUGUGUUACAUCAAAAUCAAAUACACAGAAGCGGACUUUUCCGGCCAGACAAAGAGGAUUAUCAAUGGAGACGCUGAUCCUCCUCCACCCUUCACCGAAACUCCCACCGCCGCCGCUGCGGCCAAAUCUCUUCCACUCUCCGACGACAACUACGAUCCCUUCAAACGCCUGCUUCCAAUUUCCCCAACCCACUCGUCUCCGCCGCGGCACCAAGUCUACCCGCCGGAUAGCGCCCUCAGCGUCGUUCAGAAACGGAAGCGAUGCUCCAGAAACAGGGUGCCCUGUCCCCGUCGAUCAGCAACCCAUAAACGAGUACCAGAGCCUCUCCACCUCCUUCCCUUUCUCUUGGGCCUCCGGCGACAUCGUCGAGUACUGCUCUCGCCUUUUCGUCACCGGCGCGUCUUUCGCCCUGUUCGUGGGCUUACCCGUCUCCUGGUUUGGCUCCGUCGGCCCGCAAUUGGACCCUUUGAAACCGAUCUUUGCUGCCCUCUCCAGCGGGAUUCUGGUGGUUAGCCUCGCGGUCUUGAGGAUGUAUUUGGGUUGGGCGUAUGUUGGGAACCGUCUGCUCAGUGCCACUGUCGAGUAUGAAGAAACCGGGUGGUAUGAUGGUCAGAUAUGGGUGAAGACUGCAGAAGUUCUUACUAGAGACAGGCUUCUUGGCUCCAUUACCGUGAAGCCUGUUCUAAGCAGACUAAAGAACACCCUUGUAACUCUAGCGGUGAUGCUGUUUGUUUGUGUUCUGCUCUUCAUCAACUUGGAGAGGGAGGCAAAUACGUACAGAUUGGAAGAAGGUCGCGAUAGAUCUGUACCUGGAGUUUACAACGACGACUCGGCGAGAUCGUUUGAGCCGGAUGCUUUCUGUGGUGAACCUAGUAGUGAUGUUCCUUCGUCGUGAAUCAUAUGAAUGAAAUUUGUCAAGAAUGUGUGUUCUGCAUAUAUUGCUAUCGAUGUAGUAAGUUGAUAUCCGAAUUCAAUGUAGUGCAGAGGUUGAAGGCUACGGAAUCUCUCAGGUGGUCAUUGUUUAAAGGAAAAAGAUUCUUAGUUUACGGGAUAUGGUUCGGAAGGGACAGCCAAACAUUAGAGAGCUUCCAUUUUCAUACCAGACAUUGGUCGAUGCCAUUUUAAAAGUAAGGAAAGCAAAUUCUAACAGCGGAGAAGAAUGAAAAGCUAGCCAUCAAUUAGCUAGGUAAACGAUACAGAGAAAAUUGUUUUCUGUUUCUAAUGGGUUUCCAAGUUCUAAUUGGAAAAGGAAAUUAUCAAAUUAAACAAACGAAAAGGAAGGGGGAAAACCGGCUUAUGAUAGGGUGAGUAACCCUUUGUUACUCACCCGUGAGUAACCACCUAGGAACCGUUGAUCUGGGGCGGACGGAUCGUGUGGCUGUCAUUGAAGCGGGAUGGUCAGGGGCAUUUUUGUCCGUUAUUUGAAUUAAUGAGUUUCCCCUUUUGUCCGUUGCGAAUCUUUCUGUGCGCGAGUUGGAUUCGGAUUUUGGAGAGUCUCAACUACGAGCAGGGGAGCAGCAGCUGAGAAACAAGGACGGCGAUUCUCCAUGGUUGAUCGACGGCGAUAGAAACUGCGAGCAGCAGCUUCGAAUCGAGCUUUCUGAUUCUCGGUCUCCAUAAUUGAUCGACGUGUGCGCGAGUUGGAUUCAGAUUUUGGAGAGAGAAAUUGCGAGCAGGGGAGCAGCAGCUGAGAAACAAGGACGGCGAUUCUCCAUGGUUGAUCGACGGCGAUAGAAACUGCGAACAGCAGCUUCGAAUCGAGCUUUCUGAUUCUCCAUAAUCGAUCGACGUGUGCGCGAGUUGGAUUCGGUUUUUGUAGAGAGAAACUGCGAGCAGCUGCUGCGAAACAGGGGACGGCGAAUCUUUUGUGAUUCUCCAUAAUUGAUCGACGACGAGGUUAGAUAUUAGUUUUUUUGAUUCUUCCUGUUUAGCUAAUCGAGUUUUCUGUUGAUCUCUGGUUUCGUUGGAGGUUUUUCAUUGCUGCUAGUCGAGCUUGUUUAUGUUUAGCUAAUCGAGCUUGUUCAUGUGUUAUGUUCUUUGUGUUUUGGUGUUUUUGUAGUAUUCUGGUGAGAUGAGUUACGUAAAUUGUGGCGAUGUUGUUCCAAUUGAUAGAUCUGGUUCUUCAACCAGCGUUGUAGGAUCUGGUUCUUCAUCUAGUGCUGUUGGAAUUGCUUCUUCAUCUAUCGAUCUUGGAUUUGAUCAUUCAGCUAACUCUGGUGAAUCAGGAGGUAAGAUAUACAAAUUUGUUUGUUUAUUGAAGUUUGUAUAGUGUCGUAAUUUGAUUUUACCAUGCCUUAUCAUGUGGUACUUGAUUUUACAGUACAUUACCAUGUGGUAAAAUGUGGUAAUUAGGAAGUUAAAUGUGAUGGUUCUGUGUGAUAAUUGAUUUUACCAUGCCAUACCAUAUGGUAUAGUGUGGUAAUUUGAUUUUACCAUGCCUUAUCAUGUGGUAAUUGAUUUUACAGUACAUUACCAUGUGGUAAAAUGUGGUAAUUAGGAAGUUAAAUGUGAGGAUCCUGUGUGAUAAUUGAUUUUACCAUGCCAUACCAUAUGGUAUAGUGUGGUAAUUUGAUUUUACCAUGUCUUAUCAUGUGGUAAUUGAUUUUACAGUACAUUACCAUAUGGAUCCUGUGUGAUAAUUGAUUUUACCAUGCCAUACCAUAUGGUAUAGUGUGGUAAUUUGAUUUUACCAUGCCUUAUCAUGUGGUAAUUGAUUUUACAGUACAUUACCAUGUGGUAAAAUGUGGUAAUUAGGAAGUUAAAUGUGAGGAUCCUGUGUGAUAAUUGAUUUUACCAUGCCAUACCAUAUGGUAUAGUGUGGUAAUUUGAUUUUACCAUGCCUUAUCAUGUGGUAAUUGAUUUUACAGUACAUUACCAUGUGGUAAAAUGUGGUAAUUAGGAAGUUAAAUGUGAGGAUCAUGUGUGAUAAUUGAUUUUACCAUGCCAUACCAUAUGGUAUAGUGUGGUAAUUUGAUUUUACCAUGCCUUAUCAUGUGGUAAUUGAUUUUACAGUACAUUACCAUGUGGUAAAAUGUGGUAAUUAGGAAGUUAAAUGUGAGGGUUAUGUGUGAUAAUUGAUUUUACCAUGCCAUAGCAUAUGGUAUAGUGUGGUAAUUUGAUUUUACCAUGCCAUACCAUAUAGGGGUGAACAAACACACCCGCAAACCGACCCACCCGUCCAACCCGACCCAACCCACCCGUAUUUGUCGCUAAAUCGAAGGUUUUGGGUUGGGUGAGGGUUUUCUUUUGUACAACCCGCCUCAUUUGGGUUGGGUUUGGAUUUUAGAUUACACAACCCGUAGAACCCGACCCAACCCGUGUUCCAAUUAUUGGUAUGAGUUCGUAUCCAAAAAAAUAUUUAUGUCGUAUAUAGUCAUACUUAUGAGAAAAUUAAGAUAUUUCGCCAUGUUUUUCUAUUAAAGUCUCACUAAUCUAAUGCAUUCUUCGACUUAAAGUUUAGACAUAUAUUUAAUAUAGCUAUGAUUCACGU
This is a messenger RNA of Linum trigynum, 8954 nucleotides long. Lineage: Eukaryota; Viridiplantae; Streptophyta; Magnoliopsida; Malpighiales; Linaceae. The record is from the annotation of a GenBank genome assembly.